Stylonychia lemnae is the source of this 1563-nucleotide messenger RNA. The record is from the annotation of a GenBank genome assembly. NCBI's taxonomy places the organism in Eukaryota, Ciliophora, Spirotrichea, Sporadotrichida, Oxytrichidae.
AUGGAAAGCAUAUCGUACUAAAUCAAUGUGCGUAAAAUCCUCUUAUCAAAUGGAAGAAUAGUUUCAGAGUCCACGUUUACUGUCUAAAAUGUUUAGGAAUUUUUGCUUGUAUAACAUUUAAAAAGACGUAUCUUAGGCUAUACAGCCAUUUCUUGUGAUGAACAGCGCAUCGUUUUUGCAGGCAAGCUGCUAGAAGAUGAUGUUGAAUUAAAUAGUUACGGAAUGAAAAAUAAGGACAUUGUAAUGCUAUUUGCAGGUUAAAGAGAUUUCGAAUAGUAUUUCGAAAUUGAAAAUCGUGUAGAGAUGGUAAUUCCUGAUAUUUUGAAAGAUGAAGGCAUUUGCUAGCAAUAAUUAGAUAAUUUUGAAAGUGAUUUUCAUCAAUCCAUAGAUAAGGAAGCUUAAGUUGUUGAACUUUUGCCUCACGAUAUAUUUUUUAAGAGAACUGUUGAAUUGUAAAUUACGGCCAAGCCGUAGGCUAACUAUGCCAUAUUUAUCCAGAAAAAUACUUAGCCGGCUAAGGAUCUUGAUAUCUGGCGAACUAUCCCAUGCUAAUCUGAAGAAGAUGGCUUAUUGAAGUUGCGUCUUAAUACUUUCUCGAACAUGUUCGUAUCUUUAAAUCCUAAAGAAUAAUAUUCAAUAGAAGAGAAAAUAACCGAGCAAGAAAUGAAGUCGUCUAAUGUUAAAUUUCACAAAUUUGAGCCCGGAUUAAACUUUGUUAUUAGCAAGCCUUGCGAUGAUGAAUCAUGUAGCAAAGCUUAAAACUUUCCUAUAUAAGUUCUUCCCUUAUAUUACUUGAAGGGGGAAAAAUUGAAUAUUAGUGAAUUAGAUGAAUAUAAAUGUCCAUGUGGGGACGAGUUAAACCCUUACCAAAUUAGCCAAAUCAUAAUAAUGUUAGCUUAGGCCAAAAUUAUAUAUGCAAAGGAUUUAGGACCAGGCAAAAAAUCUCCUACUUAAAAAAUUGAUUUAGUUGCAAAAGGUAACGACAUUAUGGUCAUUGGAAAUGGUUAACCAACAUUAUAUAGCAAAUUUAUAAUAUGGGUAAAACCUGCCGCAAAAGAACCUCAGGAAAUUAAAGAUCUUGCUAAAGCCGGAUUUUUAGAGCUCAACGAAAACGGUAAUGCAAUUGGUAAAAUGUUUUAGUUGAGUAAUGACUCUGGGGUUCUCAUUAAAGUUCUUGUUGGAAAGUUCUUUAAUCGUGAAGGAUUCACAUUAGAAUCAUUUAAUGAAAAUGCAGGAAAUGAUUUAAGAAGAAAAAAAUUCGAAGUUGAAGUUACUGAGGAUGUAGAUUAGUUUGUGAAACUUAUCAACGGUGGAGAAUAUAGCUCUGCAAUGAUCAUAAGUGAUGACUAUUAAGCCUCUCUAACAUUGUUUUAAGAAAACUCUUGGGAUUCACUUUACAUGGUAACGAUCUUGGGUGUUAGCUGCUCAUUCCAUCGAAUUCCCAAAUUCCUGAAAAAGGAAAAUUUUCAAUUCACGAAAUAUUCACAGGCAUAGUUGGCAGUAUCCAUGAAGGUGAAACCAUUGCAAAACCCGAAGGGGUGCUUCCUCCAUCUAUAAAAGUGA